This is a messenger RNA of Chanos chanos (milkfish), 2740 nucleotides long. It is a transcript of the gene brat1, whose product is annotated as BRCA1-associated ATM activator 1. NCBI's taxonomy places the organism in Eukaryota, Metazoa, Chordata, Actinopteri, Gonorynchiformes, Chanidae. Gene Ontology annotation, cellular component: nucleus. Gene Ontology annotation, biological process: cell population proliferation; positive regulation of protein phosphorylation; DNA damage response. The record is from RefSeq and is a predicted model, not a curated record. Bases 1 to 2616 code for a protein of 871 amino acids. The transcript has 13 exons.
AUGGACAGCGAGUGCGCAGCUUUGCUACCGCUCGUUUUAAGCGUUUUGGCAGAUCCGAAACAGUCUCUCCCAGAUGACACGUCUUUGGAGAAGCUCCUGGAUUGGUUCAGAGAGCUGAUUGGUCGAAACGAUGGGCUGUCAUUUCUGCAGCAACAGACCUGUGUCUUGGAGUUCAUAUCCAAUGUGUGCAAGUCUGAGACUACAGAUCCCACAAUGCUCUCCUUUACAUUCAAACUCACUGGGCUUCUGGCAGUUAAUGAAAAUAAUUACAGAGUGCUGCAGGAGAGAGGUGUAUUGGUGUGUGUGUUUGAGAGCUGGAGUGUGUCUGAUAUGUGGGACAAUGCAACAAUACGUAGUGGGUGGCUACAGGGCCUCAGUAAUAUGCUUCAACAUCAGAGUGCAAUGGACUUCAUCUGUAAGACCGGGCUUACUAGACUGAUCCUCCAGUUACAGGCCGACAAGAGCCUCUUUGUUUCUACCCUGGCUCAUCAGCUUUUAGCCCGAAUCUUAAGCUUUCACGAGACCCGAGAACCCAUAAACGACAGCGACGUGGACCCGGGGCUUGCCGUGUCCGCAGAGAACCGUGAUUGGACCUCCGUUACCAUGGAGAUCGUGAAUCACGUGUUUAAAACGCUGGCCUCAGACUCACACAAUCAGGUUCUCCAAGGCUUAAGGCUGCUGACGUUAACUAUCCCCCACUGUCAGGCACCUCUCAGAGGCAUGCUGUGGAGAGGAGCCCUGGGUCCCCUGGAGGUCUUAGUAAACGCUGGAUCCUCCUCCUUAACACAGCCUAUUAUGGAGCUCCUUCAGACUGCUGCAAGGACCUCUCUCCUCAGUCAAUCAGAAAACAGAAUAGAGGAACUCAUGGAAGCCGUGUUGUCUGGGGGAAGCCUAAGAACUGCUGUAAUGUGUGCUAUGGCCAUAGUACAGUUGGAGAACUGCUCAGAGAAUUUGAAGAGGAAAGCAACCAAAGUCAUACUCCAGCCACUGCAGUGUCUCACUGAAUGGCCUGUGUCAUCACAGGACGCAGGUGACACUGAUGAGAUGCAGUAUGCUGAUUUGGUCCUGGAGCUAAAGCACAAAGCCUCAUUCAUCUCCCUUCUGUCUCUGUGUCUGUCCUGUGUAGCAGACCUCAUACAGACAGAAUCUGCCUUUGUGGAUGUCCACUUACAGCUGGUAACUCACUCUGUAUUGGCACUCCUGAGAAUAUGUCUUGGAGAAAACCCUGCCCCUUCUCCGUGUAGCAGGGCUGCAGCGCAUCUGAUUGGUUGCUGCAAAGUUCAGAGGUGUGGCCUGGACACGCUGGCAUGUCUCAGUACCUGUGAGAGUAACGUGAGUCCAGAGCUGAGGUCAGAUGCUUUCAGAGUUCUACUGCAGUACCUCCAACACCCUGAUCCAGACGCUACAGUGCUGAAGAAAGCCCUUCAGGCCACUCUGAGGUGGACUUGUGUGUGUUCACACUCUCCUGAUGUGUGGAGUUUUAUUCAUCAAGAUCUGUUUCCUGUGUUAAAGAAACGUGUGUGUGACGUUCGAUGGGAGGUCAGAGAUUCCUCUCUGGAGUUCAUCACCCAACUCACCUCACAUUUCACAGAUAACAGCAGUUAUAGAAAAGUGCUUGAGAGCAGUGGACUGGUGUCUCUCGUACAGUCCUCUCUGUCAGACUCUGAGGCCUAUGUUCGGGCCAGUGCUGUAUCUGCCAUGGGACAGCUAUUGACCUCUUUCAGCCAGCAGGGGGAACCGCUCAACAAUAUGGCCAGCCUGCAGGAACAGGCAGUGACCUGUUUGGUAGACAUUUUGGGUCAGGACACAGAGGGCUUCCCGCGACGAGCGGUCGUUAAAGUCUUCACAACGUGGCUCACGCAACCGCUUCCCUUCCCAGAGCUAGACCAGUCCCUCAGCACCGUUCUGCUACUGGGUGGAGAUGACUUUGACUGGGAGGUAAAGUUUUACACUCUGGAGCUGGCAGAAGUUCUGAUGGAGAAAAUGCUGAGUCAGUGUCCGUACGCAGCGGACGUCUGCGCCUCUACAAAGAAGACACGGUUGACACGGGGUCUGUGCAAGCUGAAAGAGCUUGGCGUUUUUGGCGUUCUCUUUAAAGGAUUGUUUGACUGUGACAGACCAGUUUCUCAGAAAGCCUGUGACUUACUGCUGAGGCUUAGAGAGGUUAUGAGCGAGACACAACCCCUGGGAGACCAUUCUCUCAUCUUUGAAAUCCAAGGACAACUUUGGGAUAAAGAGAUACUCCAGAGACACCUUGAGAAACAAAUGAUGAGGAAAACCGAACAAUCAAAUGAAAGGUUGAAAUCGUCCAGAAGGCUCGAAGACACGGACACGGCACUCGACCGUGACUCAAAGGAACCUGUGGAUGACGUGACUGAGUCUCCCGCGGAGACUGAAAAUGAUGAAUGUGACCGGUCGGAAAAGGCCAACACUUGCACGCCCAACCGUCUGAGAGAAAUGAGCCUGGCCGACAUGCUUAGGUCCGUGGAUCUGGAGGAGAUGCAGCGUACUUUGAGCCUGAGUAGCGAUCACAUGGUGAAUUCAGCCAAGUCUCUGAUGGAGGACAUCCUAUCAGUUGCACAGCAGGCUGAAGAGAACACUGUAGAUUGUUACUGAUGUCAAAACAAAUGAUCUUACAUAAACCUUUUUAAAUCUCUCACACUCUCUCAAACUCACGUGGUCAGAGGCUAAAGAGUUUCGCUACCUUCUAGUCUCUGGUACAUUCCGCCAUUCGGAAGAG